Molecule: messenger RNA, 1324 nt
Organism: Puccinia graminis f. sp. tritici CRL 75-36-700-3
Lineage: Eukaryota; Fungi; Basidiomycota; Pucciniomycetes; Pucciniales; Pucciniaceae
Exons: 2
Coding region: 15-1175 (386 amino acids)
Source: RefSeq, a predicted model, not a curated record
AGGGUAAAGAUGAGAUGUUCUUAUGUACGAUGGAGAAGUUUGAUGUAUAUGCGAUACCUUGUUGGGCACAUAAAACUUUGAAAGGCGUCCCAAGAGAUUAUUCAUUUGGAUUGAAAAGUUUGAACAAGCUUUCCUUCUUCGAAACCAAAUCCGAUUUCAUACACAAAUUCUCUUGCAAAAAUCGCUUGGUCUUACUUGAAUGGAUCCGUCGAUUAUAUGAUGCCCGAAGCUAUAUCGUGAUGAGUCAACGAGGAGAAGAUGAGCCGACGACUGUGGGUUUGAAUCGGACGAAAUCGACGCGAUCGGGAGGGCUAGAGAAAGUCAAGUCAGUGAAAGUCAAGCGGAGUGGGACGGUAUCAGGAGGGCGGGGGCAGGGGGGCAUGAAAGAGGCAAUACCAGCGAUACCAGAGAGGGGAGCACGAAAGGAGUCGACGGGUUCAGGAGGAGGAAGUGCGAAUGGCAGCUCUGGACUCAGUCGUCGCCCGACCCUCAUCCAGACCGGCUCUUCGACGAGGUUCAGACAGGGCACUCUCCUCGGCGACCUUAGCUCGGCCCCCCCUCCACCGCCCAAACAUCACAACUUAACCGACGACUCAUCGACUCCUACUACUACCACCCUUCAGGCCGUCCUUCCCGCGCACAUCCUAGCGCUCUCUUCUUCUCCCGAUCCGCGUCUCACCUCGCCUCGUGAAAACGCGCCCGGUAUCGGCUCGGGAAGGUCUAGCAGUCAACCCGCGGCUACCUCUUCGCAUGCUCAUACUCCUACCACUGCCACUUCAACAGCUCCAACCACCUCCACUACCACUAUCAAGGUUCGGACUUGGGAACAAAUGGGAUCUGAGGAACGCAAAUUGUACUUGACCGAAGUCCAAAAUAAAGCGAAAUUAGAAGGCCGCACUCUCCUCCAAUUCGACAACAAUCCAGUCGGCAGUAUCCAUAAUAAUCAUACUCAUCAUCAUACUUCGACGACUCAUUCUUCGCAUUCCACUAAUGCUAAAGAACCCUUGAUCUCCUCGGUUCCUUCUCCUUCAUCGUUCAAUCAUCACCCUUCUUCUUUUAAUCCUUCUGCUGCGGCUAGUCCCGCAAAUAAUGGUGGCCUUAAACGAAGCAUGACUACUGGCGCGUCGAGGUCGACUAGAUCUCCUUCGACUCAUAAACCGUCUCGAAAGAUUUAAUACGUCCUGUCUUUCGCUUCCUCUCUAUAUUCUCGCAUAUCCCUCCAUCACCUUUCCUUUUUUUUAAGUCUCGUUUGCACUUCCAACGCCCCCCCCCUUUUUCGUUCUUUUAUAAUUAAAAAAAAAAACUCGUUUCGUCCGUCCUGGCC